AUGGGCAGGUCCGAGUCACAACAAGGGUGCAAGGUGCACCAAAACGAGAAGCAACUGCCGGGGGUUUGCUCCUUUUGUCUCAGGGAGAGACUAUCCCAACUCAAUGCUUAUUCAAACCGGAAACUGAUCGGCGGUGGUUAUUCCGGUUCUUCUUCUCCCGCUUACUCUUCAUCCUAUUUGUCUCCGACACAUCGUCGGCAUCAUCGAAGGGCUCCGGAAAGUAUGGGUUCGAUUUCUUUAGCGCUAAAAGUGGGUCAUGGGCUGAAGAAGAGCAGAUCGAUGGCGUUUAUUAUGAGUAGUAGUCGAGCAGAGCAGGAGGGUGCGGGUGGUGGGAAUAAGAAGAAAGGAGGAUUUUGGUCGAAGCUGCUAUGGUCUACAGGGAAGAGGAACAAAGAUGUUUUCACGCACGCAAGAGGUGCAAGCCAGAGGUUGGAGUAA
Molecule: messenger RNA, 438 nt
Organism: Juglans microcarpa x Juglans regia
Lineage: Eukaryota; Viridiplantae; Streptophyta; Magnoliopsida; Fagales; Juglandaceae
Exons: 1
Coding region: 1-438 (145 amino acids)
Source: RefSeq, a predicted model, not a curated record